Molecule: messenger RNA, 3034 nt
Organism: Pteronotus mesoamericanus
Lineage: Eukaryota; Metazoa; Chordata; Mammalia; Chiroptera; Mormoopidae
Gene: DHDDS
Product: dehydrodolichyl diphosphate synthase subunit
Exons: 9
Coding region: 142-1146 (334 amino acids)
Biological process (GO): polyprenol biosynthetic process
Cellular component (GO): dehydrodolichyl diphosphate synthase complex; endoplasmic reticulum
Molecular function (GO): ditrans,polycis-polyprenyl diphosphate synthase [(2E,6E)-farnesyl diphosphate specific] activity
Source: RefSeq, a predicted model, not a curated record
UCUCCCAGCGCCACGUCUUGAGAAAGUGUCCGUCCCAAGCAGCAGUUGGAAGGAGCCGGGCGGAUCGGAGCGGGUUCUGUGGUGAAGCGGUCAACGAGAGGAGAGAGAUUACCCAGUUUAUCUUCUGCUUGGACCAGAGCUAUGUCAUGGAUCAAGGAAGGACAGUUGUCACUGUGGGAACGGUUCUGUGCCAACAUCAUAAAGGCAGGCCCAAUACCCAAACACAUUGCAUUUAUCAUGGAUGGGAACCGUCGCUAUGCUAAGAAGUGCCAAGUGGAGCGGCAGGAGGGCCACUCACAGGGCUUCAACAAGCUGGCGGAGACUCUGCACUGGUGUUUGAACCUGGGCAUCCGAGAGGUGACGGUGUACGCGUUCAGCAUUGAGAACUUCAAACGCUCCGAGAGAGAAGUAGAGGGGCUAAUGGAUUUGGCUCGACAGAAAUUCAGCUGCUUGCUGGAAGAACAGGAGAAACUGCAGAAGCACGGGGUAUGUAUCCGGGUCCUGGGUGAUCUGCAUUUGUUGCCCUUGGAUCUCCAGGAGCUGAUUGCACAAGCUGUGCAGGCCACCAAGAACUACAACCAGUGUUUCCUGAAUGUCUGUUUUGCAUACACGUCCCGUCAUGAGAUCAGCAACGCUGUGAGAGAGAUGGCCUGGGGAGUGGAGCAGGGCCUGCUGGACCCCAGCGAUGUCUCUGAGUCUCUGCUUGACAAGUGCCUCUAUACCUACCACUCUCCUAAUCCUGACAUCUUAAUACGGACUUCUGGAGAAGUCAGGCUCAGCGACUUUCUGCUCUGGCAGACCUCCCACUCCUGCCUGGUGUUCCAGCCUAUUCUGUGGCCAGAAUACAUGUUUUGGAACCUCUGUGAAGCCAUCCUGCAGUUCCAGAUGAACCAUAGCAUGCUUCAGCAGAAGGCCCGAGACAUGUAUGCAGAGGAGCGGAAGAGGCAGCAGCUGGAGAGGGACCAGGCUGCAGUGACAGAGCAGCUGCUGCGAGAGGGGCUCCAGGCCAGUGGGGACGCCCAGCUCCGACGGACACGCUUGCACAAACUCUCAGCCAGACGGGAAGAGCGAGUCCAAGGCUUCCUGCAGGCCUUGGAAGUCAAGCGGGCUGACUGGCUGGCACGACUGGGCACUGCAUCAGCCUGAGUGAGGCUGGCCUCCUGCUACUUUGCCCUGCCCUCUGCCUCCAGGGCCCCACUCCCCUUUCUUUUCUUGAAGGGUACCUCCCUCCUGAUGAUGAGUCAUGUUCCCUUUGCUUGUGGGGGGAGCCCCAGAGGCCAGUUUAUGCUGGCCAUAGAUACCUGUGGGUUGCCUGGGACAGUGGUCCCUUGGGAAGAUUGAGGGUGAAAGUCUCCCACAAGUACCCUAAACACAGCUCUGGCCGUCGAUAGGUUUGGAGAGCAGGGAGCCCCAGCUCUUCUGCUGCCUCUCCUUUCACCUUUGCCGUCUCUGCCUGUGCUUCCAGAUGCACUGCUUUUUCCACCAGCACAUCCUUUGACAAAAUUGUGAGGGAGAAGUCUCCCAAAACCCUCACCCUUUACCCAUCCUUCUUAGCCUUCCAUGUGAUUUUCACAAAAGAUCUGGCUCCACCUCGGAUCUGCUGGGAAAUAGCUAAUAGGCAGCCAGCGUCAUUUGGGCAAGGAAGGAGAGGGAGAGACAGAAAGAAAAUUUGCCCAUCUGCUGAUCCCCCUCCCCUCGGCUCUCCACCUGGGAUUUGCUAUUGAAUCUCUACCCCCUCCCACCAUGCAGCGCUGAUUGCUCACUGAAAGGCUCAGCGCCCCCAGUGGCGCAGAAGCCAGGCGGGUGAUUACAAUCCAAUUACAUAUUGUCGACUCAGCCCACACAAGCUUUCAUCCUCCUCUUGCAGGGCAUGGGGCCAGGCUCCACUCCCCAGUGAGGCAGGCCCCCUCCAUGGCUCCAGGGUAACAGAAGGGCCUACAGGCCGUGGUGAAUCUAGUCCAGCACAUGCCUCCUUCCCUGGAACACAUCAGGACCAAGAACACAGAAGUACUUUCCAACUGAAUGCCUCCUGCCCUCACCAUCUCAUACUCUGCCUCCCACCUCCUCAGUCUUUGAGGCUUCUCCCAGCUUUUUUGGCCUGGACCCUUAAGUAGGCCCUGAGACAAUUUAUCCUCAGCAUGUCUCUCAGCUUGUGAGGGCCAGGGCUGCCCAGCAGGAAGAGGGUCCAGUCAAGGGCUGUGUCCUUUCCCUUAACUUCUCCCCACUAGGCCUCACUGCAGAGUUGCUGAGAGGAUUAGUGCCUUUGAAGAGCUAUUUGCCUGAACAACUCUGCUUCAGGUGUCCCAGAGCAGCAAGCACCAGCCAGUAAUACCAACCAGUGGCUACUUCUAGUUUUCCCAUUUUACUAUCUGAAAACUUUCCCCCAGCGCCUCCCUUUGAUGGAGGGUGGGGUCCUGCAAGCAAAGCUGAGUAUGCUCUAGUCGCCUCCGCGCCUCCCUGGACCUAGCUAGAUCCCUGGCACAAGAAAAUCAGGCUUGAAUGCCAGACGCGAUGGAGAAGCAGAUCAACGCACCCUUUGGCAAGCCCCCCACACACACCUGGCACAGGGUUCCCAGAGAGCAGGUGCUGUAAAUUUUCCAGCUUUACAAUGCAGUUGUUGACAGCCUUAAUUAGGGAGGCAUGAAUUAUGGGACUAUAAUGCAGAGCCCUACAAUUAAGAUGGCAAUGAGGGGCCGGAGGCAGCACACGGAAUCUGCCCUGUGAGUAUGACCAAGUCUUGUCUGCGUUCUGGGUUUCCCUUAAUACGAUUGGGGUACAGCAGAGGGGUUAUGAAGGGGGCUGGUAUCUCUUUGGCUUGAGGUCCUGUAUUCUCAGGAAGGUGUGCAGGGUCGAUUGGGGACGGGCUGCUUCAGAAGCACUGUAGAAGUGAAAAGGAGAAGCUCAGGGGCCUCUGCUGCCCAGGAGUGGGGGCUGCAAAUAGUUGAUUUGAACUCAGUGUGGUUGCUUUCUACUGGUAUGAUUUGUACCAACCGGCUUCAACCCUUGCCUCAAUAAACUAGAUGGACCCACUUAA